Messenger RNA from Drosophila grimshawi, 1281 nucleotides. RefSeq lists its product as uncharacterized. The transcript is spliced from 3 exons. Bases 1 to 1281 code for a protein of 426 amino acids. The record is from RefSeq and is a predicted model, not a curated record. NCBI's taxonomy places the organism in Eukaryota, Metazoa, Arthropoda, Insecta, Diptera, Drosophilidae.
AUGGUUAAAACAAUUAUAAUUGUGAUUGGAUGUGCGAUGGGCAUUACCAUGUUACUGCUGCUAAGUCAGAGUAAAAGAAUACUGAGCAAUCCAAUAAGCAUGAAUGAAUCAUAUAAGUUGAGGACAUCUGCUGCACCAGGUGAUUUAAUGCCACACCCAAUAAAUUCAUCGCGCGAACAGCUUUUGUUGCUGCAUCGUCAGAAGCGGUAUCUGGAGUUUCCCGAGGGCAGCUCAUUACAGUUGGUCUUCGAUUUAAUCAUACCCAUUGUGGACUACACCAAUUUCGCAAUUCUUGGCAUCACAUGUGCCGUCGCCUGGGAGCUGCCCAGCAAGCCGCCCAGUGAAAUUUUGGAGAACCUGCGCACCCGCCUAAACGAUGGCACCCUGGGCACGGUGAGGCGCAACGGCAGCGUUCCGAACAACGGGGACAGCAUCAUCCAAGCUGCCACUAAUUGGCAGGCAAUGCACACACAACCAUCAUCGACAUCAGCAUCAGCUGCGACAUAUGGAUCCAAUGCACACAGUUAUGCGUACUAUUCGAAUGUCCAGAGGGAACCGAGCACUUACGCUUAUGCAAAUUCGCCUAAUGGACAACAGCAUGGAGGGAGGCCGACUAAUUGGCAUGCGCGACAGUCAAUACCAAAGUUACCACAGUGGGCAGAGACUCCUCCUGUUACCCCCGUUUCAUCAGUGCCACAGCCAGUACGUGGCAAUGCUCACAACUGGUCAGACAAUUGGUGGCAGCGCAAUAAAGAGCGAGUCCAGCUAAAUUGGCGUGAAAAGCAGCAACAGUGGAGCACCUAUGACUAUAGUUACCCACAGCGGCCACAAGAGAUGCUGCAGAAUCCGCCGAAGCACCACGUUUAUCCUGUAUUUGGCAAAAAACGACGUCGACGACGACGAGACGUGGAGGGAUACCAGACGGAUGAUGACGUCAUCGAGCAGAUGCAUUUGCGAUCACAUCUAAGCUCAAGAGCUCUUCUUUUUGGCAAGAUCGAACGCUUGUACAAGUCGCGUCAGCUGAAUGGCACCGCCUGCAUUCAGCUGGCACUUUGCGAAUCGGCACAGCGUCAAGAGCGUAUGGAGAGGGGAUUGGGGGCAGCAGCUGAGCCGCAGAGCUUUAUUAUGGAGCUGCUUUCUGCCAUUUUUCAAUUGCCCGGUAGCAAUGAGGCUGGUGAUUUGUUGGAGCACAUCUCACCACAUUAUCUGGAAGCGCAUCAGAAGCGUGGCAACUGUCGUCAAAUUUACAGUGAUUGCAAUCACACAUUUUGGUUGGAAUGA